Messenger RNA from Penicillium argentinense, 315 nucleotides. Its product is annotated as Dabb family protein. NCBI's taxonomy places the organism in Eukaryota, Fungi, Ascomycota, Eurotiomycetes, Eurotiales, Aspergillaceae. Bases 1 to 315 code for a protein of 104 amino acids. The transcript is spliced from 2 exons. The record is from RefSeq and is a predicted model, not a curated record.
AUGGCCCCUAUCGAGCGAAUCACUCUCUUCAACGUCCCCAAGGAGGAGGACCGCAAGCGCCUGCUUGAGCAGUACAAGGUCCUUGCGAAGACUGCCACCAGGGAUGGCAAGCCCUACAUCCUCGCCGCCGCCGUUGGCGAGUCCUUUGACGAUCCCCGUAACAAGGGCUUCAACAUCUCGGUCAAGACUACCUUCGCCUCGCUGGACGAUAUGAAGUAUUACGAUACCGAGUGCGAGGCACACAAGGCACUGAAGGCUGUUGCGGGCCCAGUCAAGACCGAUGUUCUGACUACCUACUACGAGAACGUCCUGUGA